Molecule: messenger RNA, 1588 nt
Organism: Annulohypoxylon maeteangense
Lineage: Eukaryota; Fungi; Ascomycota; Sordariomycetes; Xylariales; Hypoxylaceae
Product: PQ loop repeat-domain-containing protein
Exons: 2
Coding region: 298-1134 (278 amino acids)
Biological process (GO): L-cystine transport
Cellular component (GO): vacuolar membrane; fungal-type vacuole
Molecular function (GO): L-cystine transmembrane transporter activity
Source: RefSeq, a predicted model, not a curated record
ACUAAUCUUAGAAUUUCCAGGUUUAAUGGCGAGUCAGCGCACCCAACCACCCGCUAAAUAUUCAUUUUCAAGGACAUCUAGAAUGCGGUCGCUUGGUAUUGUAACACCCUUCGGUAGUGUUCGCUUUCAAGAAGACCCAGGAAACUGGAACUAGUUACAUACCCAGUAAUUAGACGAUAUCAGGCUCUUCUAUUACACAUUACGUCAUUUUCGUCCGAAUGUUAGAGCAAAGAGCCGCGCUAUCACAUUUCCAACCAUUGAGCUGUACGCCAAGCGCUCUUUAACCGGACGAGUAUCAUGAGUUUUCUCGAGUUUCUUUCCGCUUUCUUCGGGUGGAUAUAUACGUUAUCCUGGUCAUUGUCCUUCUAUUCUCAGCCUUUACUUAAUAUUCGAAGGAAGUCAACCUCCGGUACUACCGUAGACUUCCCCUUUAUCAACACCCUCGGAUUUCUCACCUAUCUUAUAUAUAAUACCGUAUUCUACUCAUCUCCGGUCAUACGGUAUCAGUACGCCCUCCGUAACCAUGACCACACGCCGACUGUCGCGAUCAACGACAUCGUCUUCGCCGCUCAUGCGUUCGUAAUCUGUACGAUCCUGACUAGUCAGUAUUUUGCGCCCUCAAUAUGGGGUUUUGACCAUGCCCCCGGAACUAGGCCGUCGCGCCUCGUCCUCGGUAUAAUGAGCGGGUCCAUCGUCGCCGUCGCCAUCAUCAUCUUCAUCGUCGCGUCCGUGCCUUCGGACGCAGACCCGAAAACCUCGUGGGCGUGGCUGGACGUCAUCUACACGCUCUCGUACGUCAAACUACUGAUCACGCUGGUCAAGUACGCCCCGCAGCUGGUGUACAACUUCCGACAGCGCAGCACCAAGGGCUGGAGCAUCUGGCAGAUUUUACUCGACUUCCUCGGCGGUAUCCUGAGCAUUGCGCAGAUCGUCAUCGACUCCUGGCUCCAGGGCGAUUGGUCGGGGCUCACGGGCAACCCGGUCAAGUUCGCGCUGGGCAAUGUGAGCAUGUUGUAUGAUUUAGUGUUCAUGACGCAGCAUUAUGUGCUUUACCGCGACGACGACGACUCGACUAAGGCUGGUGAGAGAGAUUCGCUGCUCGAGCGGGGCGAGGAUAGCCGGAGAUUAGAUUAAGCGUGUGGCGCUUUCCCCCUCCUUUCUCGUUGCAACUAGAUUGGAAUUUAUCUUUGGGGUUAUGAGUCUUGUGCGAGUGCGACACGAUUGAAACAGAAGACCGGUCACACAUGAUUCUUGAAGAAUCCACGAAGAACUAUGGAUGACGACUUCCAGAAAAUCGGAUUCGACAAUUGUAGACUGGGAUAUCCAUCGAAUUAUCUCCAUGUAGCUCCGAUUGGUGUUUGAAGAUUGUUGUGGAUUGUUCAUGCGAUAUUGGUGGAGAGGGGUUGAACAGUAAUACUGAUCAAGGCGUACAUAUUAUCAUGUACGUGAAGUUCUCAUGGAUCAAGUUGGAGUACGAGUGUUUUACCGGUUCAAAGCAGAUAGUCCUCAGUACUCAUAGACACUGAAUUUUCAUAACAAAAAAUUGAAGUUUCGGCAUUUAUGCUGACUUAAAUUUUGAGAAGACAUA